AUGUUCCAUAAAGAAACUGUUGAAUCUCGACGUAAAUUUGCUUAUGACAAUAAUGUUUGCUUCAAUUGUUUAGGAAGCAAUCACUCUGCCAAGGAGUGUCGGACACCUGUUAGGUGUAGUAUUUGCAAGCGGACUCAUCAUUCGCUAUUGCAUCCUAAGGAUGCUAAUUCAUCUGAGGAAAACAAGACUGAGUGUGUUGUUAAUUCUUCAGAAGUUGCCACAACCUCAUCUUCGAAUGCCUCUCCAUCAUCCUUUAUGAUGUCUUGUGUUGCAGCCGUUAAGAAACAACAACAAGUGCUACUUGCCACGGCUUUAGUCAAGGCUAUAUGUAGGAAUGGUAAUGAGUACAGCAUUCGGGCGCUCCUAGACCAGGGGUCGCAGGCUUCAUUUGUAACCGAAUCUACGGUACAAUAUUUGGGUUUAAAGAAAACUGUUUUCACCAGUCAUAUAGCAGGGCUGGGAGGAAAUAAGGUAAUAGUCUCUAAGACUAUGGUCACCAUGGAAAUAAAGUCUCGGUACAAACCAGAUUUUAAAAUUUUAAUAAACACACACGUGGUAAAGAAUAUAACCUCUCUCUUGCCAACUAGAAGAGUGGAAGCCAAAGAAUGGCAGGAACUUAAAGGCUUAAUGCUAGCUGAUCCGGAGUACUUCAAUUCAAAUCAUAUUGAUCUUCUCUUGGGUGCGGACGUAUAUGGAGUAAUUCUGCAGGAAGGUAUGAAGAAAAAUCCUGAAGGAACGCUGAUAGCACAAGCAACCAGUCUCGGCUGGAUUCUGUCCGGUACUGUAAGCUGCAACAUCAAGCCCUCAUCUCGUAUAAGUGUAAUGCAUUGCUGCGAAAGUGAGGAUUUAUUGAAGAAAUUUUGGGAACUUGAAUCAGACGUUCCGAAACAAAAAUCCAGCAUGUUUACAGAGGAAGAAAGGCUUUGCGAACAACUUUUCACUCAAACCACCAAAAGAGAUUUCAAUGGGCGGUAUAUAGUUCGGCUUCCUUUCAAAAAUGGAUAUCCCGAAGUCACAGGAUCUAGAGACAUAGCCGAAAAACGUCUUAAAUCUUUAGAAGUCAAGUUCAGCAAAGACCCGAUACUGAAAACAAAAUAUCAGGAGGUAAUAAGUGAAUAUCUUAAACUGGAUCACAUGGAAGAAGUACCACCAGAAGAUAUAAAUGAUCCAAGGGCUAUAUACUUACCACAUCACGCCGUUAUCAGAAAUGAUAAAGAAACUACGAAGGUCAGAAUUGUUUACGAUGCAUCCUGUAAAGGCAAAAACAACCUAUCACUCAAUGAUCAGUUGUUGGUUGGACCUACCUUGCAGCCAGAGUUGCGGCAUAUAAUCAUGCAGUGGAGGUGUUCACCAAUUUGUAUGUCAGCUGACAUCGUAAAGAUGUAUCGGCAGGUUAAAGUGGAAAGGCAAGAUGCAGAGUGUCAGAGAAUACUGUGGAGAAAUAAUAAAAACGAGCCUAUAAAAUAUUAUAGGUAUACUCGAGUUACUUUUGACACAUCUUCUGCUCCAUACCUAGCAGUAAAGGCUCUUCAACAAGUUGCUCAUGAUCAUAGUACUGAUUAUCCGUUGGCAGUCGAAAGAGUGUUCAACGAUUUUUAUGUAGAUGAUCUCAUGACGGGAGUUCAAACCUGCGAAGAAGGUAAACAAGUAUUUGUGGAAAUUAACGAACUAUUGGGAAAAGCAGGGUUUUCAUUACAAAAGUGGAAUAGCAAUGAUGAUAGCCUAGUAAUGGAGAUGAAUCAAAAGGAAAAUAGGGAAAAUGAUAUAAAGGAAGAAAUAAAAAUAAAAGAAAAUGAAAUAACAAAAAUUUUGGGACUUACUUGGAACCGCAGUGAUGACACCUUCCGCUAUGCAGUAAGCCUUCCUCAUUUGCAGCAACCUAUAACGAAAAGAAAAAUUAUAUCUGAUAUUUCACGACUCUACGAUCCACUUGGGUGGGUAGGGCCAAGCAUUAUCAUAGCAAAGGUAAUGAUACAAAAGCUGUGGUUGGCAGGAUUGGAUUGGGAUGAGGAAAUUCCAGAAAAUUUAUUACAAGAAUGGUUAACUUACCGUGAAGAACAGAUUGUAUUAGGUAAUAUUCGCUUACCAAGGUGGGUUGGGACAAAGUCAAAUGAUAAUCUAGUUGAAUUACACGGAUUUUGCGACGCAUCCAAAACAGCAUAUGCAGCAGCGGUGUACGUCCGUGUGAUUGAUUCUAAAGGAAAGGUCAACACGUCUUUGGUUACUGCUAAAACAAAGGUGGCACCAGUAAAGCAGGUCUCAAUACCUCGUUUAGAAUUGUGUGGAGCUGUUUUGCUUACAAGGUUGAUAAUCGAAGUUGCAAGAGUCAUGAAAAUUGAAAAACACAAUCUUCAUGCGUGGACCGACUCCACAAUUGUACUUGCGUGGCUAAAUAGUCACCCAAGCAGAUGGAAUGUUUUUGUAGCAAAUCGAGUGUCUGAAAUAUUAAGUAGCUUAGAUCCGCAGACGUGGUGUCAUGUGACUUCGAAGGAAAAUCCAGCUGAUUAUGCAUCUCAAGGAAUUAAACCACCUGAUCUGGUGAAUAAUGAGUUAUGGUUUCGUGGGCCGAAAUUAAUUUCUUGUGAACCCAUUAUUUAUCAUAAACCAAAAGAUUUAGAAACUGAAUUAGAAACUGUAAAAGUGUAA
Vanessa atalanta (red admiral) is the source of this 2646-nucleotide messenger RNA. RefSeq lists its product as uncharacterized. The record is from RefSeq and is a predicted model, not a curated record. NCBI's taxonomy places the organism in Eukaryota, Metazoa, Arthropoda, Insecta, Lepidoptera, Nymphalidae. The transcript has a single exon. The coding region runs from base 1 to 2646 and encodes 881 amino acids. Gene Ontology annotation, biological process: proteolysis. Gene Ontology annotation, molecular function: aspartic-type endopeptidase activity.